UAAGUUGCAAUCACAUCCAAGAUUCCACCAAAAUUUCCAAAACCACUCACUCUUCUUCUGAUUCAUACACCCACCCGUUGAUGAGAUGCGAUUCCUCGAGGAACUACCGCUGUCUCCUUCUCUGAUUUCACACCUAAACCCUAAUUCAACCGCCAAAGGCUACGGCGGCGGAUGGGUCGAUAGGUGCCAUGGGUUUCUCCACAACACGGUUCUCGUCGCUGCUUCUCUCUUCUUCGUGGCGUACCUAGCUUACGAGGCGAGGAAGAGCUUCUCCAAGCUCUCGAAUCGGAGAUCUUUCAUCAUGAUCGGUUACUACGGCUCUCUUUGGCUCGUUAGCUUGCUCAAUCUUGCUUGGUGCUGCCUCCAGGGUUGGGAAUGCACUCCUGGGAAGGAAGUAGCUUGGAACCUGUUGACUUUGUUCACAACAUCUGGAAUGCUGUUCCUGGAAGUAAGCUUGGUGGCGUUUCUCUUCCAAGGAAACUAUGCAAGCGGCGCAGAAGCGUUAACUAGAACUUUCCUUAUCUCAGGGUUCGUUAUAGCUCUCGAUUUGCUUCUCAAGGCGAUUUAUGUCUUUGGAUUUGGUGUGUCAUUGUUCAUUGACAACAAUGAGAAUGUACAAAAGUACAAAUGGGGAUUAUGGGUCAUUCACAAGCUUUUACUCACUGGCGUUUAUGGGAUGAUAUUUUCGAUGUACAACUCUAGCUGGAGAGAAAGAUUACCUGCAAGGCCUGCAUUUUACAAGUACAUAACCAUCAUGUUCGCCUUGUAUGGACUCUACCUAGUUGCAUCAGCGUUUUCUGCAAACGGCGCUCAUUUUGGAUUCUGGCUGUAUGGGGUCAUGAGUGUCUGCUACCACGCGUUAUACCUUCCUCUUCUUUACGUUACUUUUCUCGCAGAUUUUUUCCAGGAAGAAGAUCUAAACUUGGAGAAUGUAUACUACUCAGAGAUGAAGGAUGCUGGCUUUUUCGAUGCUGAUUGGGAAUAGAACUUAGAGUAGUUUCUUGAUCUUCCGAAACUGUGAAUAGAAGUUUGGUACGAACGCGUAGGAGUCAAGGUACUGCCGCUUUUUUUCAAGGCUUUAGUUUUCACUUGUGCGUUUAUGAAACUGUAGUAUGUGUGCGUUUGUACUCUUGAAUAAAACAUAUAACAUCAAGGUUCUUUGUUUCUCAAACUGAAUAAUCUAAAAGAAAGCAUUUGUAGUA
Molecule: messenger RNA, 1202 nt
Organism: Brassica oleracea var. oleracea
Lineage: Eukaryota; Viridiplantae; Streptophyta; Magnoliopsida; Brassicales; Brassicaceae
Product: transmembrane protein adipocyte-associated 1
Exons: 6
Coding region: 86-985 (299 amino acids)
Biological process (GO): G protein-coupled receptor signaling pathway
Cellular component (GO): plasma membrane
Molecular function (GO): G protein-coupled receptor activity
Source: RefSeq, a predicted model, not a curated record